AUUGGCUCAGUGCUGUUCCCUGCAUCGGCCCUGCAUGCCUGUCUUUGUCAGGGUCCCGCAAGGUUUCCGUGUGGAGGAGAAGUGGUGGGAAUGCUGCGGAGAAGUUGCGGAAGAGUUGCGGGCAUCUGACAAAGCGGCGAGUCCCACUCUUUCCGAGGCCAUGCAUUGACCGACACAGCCCUCGAUAACAGACUUCUUGGGCGUUUGGUUUGACUAGAUAUAACUCCGCUCCUCUUCCAAAUCUCCCUGUGAAAAGAGAGACCAUCAUCUCAUUCAGGUUCAGCACCCAUUGCAGCCAACGCUCCAUUACACUUCCCCAACAACCGCAGAAACAUCCGCCACCAUGUCUGCCAACACCAAAAAGAUCCUCGCCGUCCUCGGUGCGACCGGCCACCAGGGCGGCUCCGUCAUCGAUUUCGUCCUCAACGACCCAGUCCUGUCUGCCGAAUACUCCAUCCGAGCGCUCACCCGCGACCCCUCCUCCGCCUCAUCCCAGGCCUUGCUUGCCAGAACCAACAACAACAUCGAGCUCAUCCAAGCCGACGUCACCUCGCGCGACUCCCUCACCACCGCCUUCCGCAGCGCGCACACCGUCUUCUCCGUCACCACCCCGACCUUCGGUCCCCUGGCCCUCGAGACGGAGCUCGCCACCGCGUCCGUGAUCGCCGACGUCGCCGCCGAGCAGGGCGUGCAGCACUUCAUCUGGUCGACCCUCACCAACUUCAGCGAGGCCUCGGGCGGCAAGUACACCCGCGUCACGGCGUUUGACGCCAAGGCCCUGGCGGAGAAGUACAUCCGCGGCCUGGCGGCGCAGGGGAAAUUCCGGGCCUCGUUUUUCUCGGCGGGUUCGUACAUGGAGAACUUUGCGGACCAGGCGUUCCUCGCGCCGCGCAAGCGGGUCACCACCACCGGAGAAGAAGAGUGGGUGCUCUCCCGCCCGUGCGAGUCGACAGCCGCGCUGCCGCUCAUCGCAGCAAAGGCGGACGUGGGAAAGUUUGUCGGCGCCAUCCUCGCCGAGCCGGACAAAUACGCCACCACCACAGGCGCGGCCGAGCCCGACGGCCGCGGGAGGACCCUGUGCGCGGCCACGGCGAUGUACAGCUUUGACGAGAUUGUGCGGAUCGCGAGCGCUGCCACGGGCAAGAAGAUUGUGUACGAGCAGAUCUCGCUCGACGAGUUCGCCGAGAGCCUCAAGAUGCUCCCGCUCAACCUGGGGGACAUCUUUGUCGACGCGUACGCGGCGUAUGCGGUGACUGGGUACUUUGGCGCCGAGUCGGAGAAGGAGGUCGAGUGGGCUGUCAAGCAGGCCAGGGGGAAGUUGACUACGCUGGAGGAGUUCUUUGCUGGCAGGCCUUGGGUUUUGGAGUGAACGAGGGGGCUUUCUAUCUCAUGGCAAUCAGAUGUCAGCACUUCUGACACUUACUGUUUUCUUAUUUGUACGUAGAGUGUAUUUUCACGUAGAUUUAAGUGAAGUCUUUGUGGCUAGCAUGCCGGUAA
This is a messenger RNA of Microdochium trichocladiopsis, 1497 nucleotides long. RefSeq lists its product as uncharacterized. The transcript has a single exon. The record is from RefSeq and is a predicted model, not a curated record. NCBI's taxonomy places the organism in Eukaryota, Fungi, Ascomycota, Sordariomycetes, Xylariales, Microdochiaceae. The coding region runs from base 344 to 1369 and encodes 341 amino acids.